Arvicola amphibius (Eurasian water vole) is the source of this 5118-nucleotide messenger RNA. It is a transcript of the gene Purg, whose product is annotated as purine rich element binding protein G. Bases 63 to 1112 code for a protein of 349 amino acids. Gene Ontology annotation, cellular component: nucleus. Gene Ontology annotation, biological process: regulation of transcription by RNA polymerase II. The transcript is spliced from 2 exons. NCBI's taxonomy places the organism in Eukaryota, Metazoa, Chordata, Mammalia, Rodentia, Cricetidae. The record is from RefSeq and is a predicted model, not a curated record. Gene Ontology annotation, molecular function: purine-rich negative regulatory element binding; RNA polymerase II transcription regulatory region sequence-specific DNA binding; DNA-binding transcription factor activity, RNA polymerase II-specific.
AGCUGGCGGCGGCGGCGGUGGUCGUGAAGGGCAUCGGUGGCGGUGACGGAGAUGAUCUGAAGAUGGAAAGAGCCAGGCGAAGGGGAGGCGGCGGUGGCGGCGGCCGUGGCCGCGGAGGCAAGAACGUAGGGGGCUCUGGCCUAAGCAAGAGUAGACUCUAUCCCCAGGCCCAGCACUCUCACUACCCCCACUACUCCGCGUCAGCCACCCCUAAUCAGGCUGGAGGCGCAUCCGAAAUCCAGGAGCUGGCCUCCAAACGCGUGGACAUCCAGAAAAAGAGGUUUUACCUAGACGUGAAGCAAAGCUCCCGGGGCCGCUUCCUAAAGAUAGCUGAAGUCUGGAUAGGGAGAGGCCGGCAGGACAAUAUCAGAAAGAGUAAACUGACCCUCUCCCUAUCAGUGGCAGCGGAGCUGAAGGACUGUCUAGGCGAUUUCAUCGAACACUAUGCCCACCUGGGCCUGAAAGGCCACAGGCAAGAGCAUGGCCAGAGCAAAGAGCAAGUCUCCAGGAGGCGGCAGAAGCACUCUGCACCCUCCCCACCAGUGUCGGUGGGGUCCGAAGAGCAUCCUCACAGUGUCCUCAAAACAGACUAUAUAGAGAGGGACAAUAGGAAAUACUACCUAGACCUAAAGGAGAAUCAGCGAGGUCGUUUCCUGAGGAUUAGACAAACCAUGAUGCGGGGCACUGGCAUGAUAGGUUAUUUUGGCCACAGUUUGGGUCAGGAACAGACUAUUGUCCUCCCAGCACAAGGAAUGAUUGAAUUCCGCGAUGCCUUGGUUCAGCUGAUCGAAGACUAUGGCGAAGGAGACAUAGAAGAACGAAGAUGUGGAGAUGACGAGCCACUUGAACUCCCCGAGGGGACCUCUUUCAGAGUGGACAAUAAAAGGUUCUACUUUGAUGUGGGCUCUAAUAAAUAUGGAAUUUUCCUGAAGGUAAGUGAGGUGAGGCCACCUUACCGUAAUACUAUUACUGUUCCAUUCAAAGCUUGGACAAGGUUUGGGGAGAAUUUUAUCAAGUAUGAAGAAGAGAUGAGGAAAAUUUGCAACAGCCAUAAAGAAAAGAGGAUGGAUGGCAGAAGGGCCAGUGGUGAAGAACAAGAAAGCCUCGACUAGCAUGACACUGAACUCCAUCAGGCAAAAUUUAAAAAUCACUAAUUGGCUAAAAAAAAAAAAAAAGAAAAAAAAGUACUGAUCCGUAACCAUUUGAAGAAGUUUCUCCUCUUUUUGGGCCCCUUGUUAUUAGUAAUACCUCUAAUAGUUUAUACUUCAAGAAGUCCGAUUCUUGUGUUAUGUUAUCCAUAGCUCACAUAUACCCCUCAUGGGAGUUCCAGCCUCCCCAGAGCUGAAUAGUUUAGCUGCUUCAGCUGCUCCCGACGAUUGAAGUAUGCAGAUCAGCACAGAGUGUGACAUUCUGACCUUUAAACACCAUAGCUGAGAUUUACAUUGCACUAGGACAUAACCCUGAAAAUGAUGCAUAUACUUACUAUGAAAAGCGUGAAUUUCUGUUUAACAAAUCCUCACCCCAAAGGAAGGCCCACUCAUGCUUCGUGAGAAGCCGCGAAGUUUACCUGUAGACAGUUACCACAGAAAUAGAAAUUGACCUCAAGUAUAGUAUAUGUCUAUGAAAGUACAAGUAGGGAUAUCUUCAUUGGGUAACUGGAUAUUAACUAGUACCAGUCUAAAAGAUCAACUCUUACUAGAUAAUUAAACCUUUAAGAUACGAUAUCAUUUCUUAACAGUUACUAUAUAGAGUGUUCAAUAAUUUCAAAUUUUGUGGUAACCCUACAGUUUUAGUUGCCAUAUCAAAGCCAUGGAAAAGUUUUAAUGGAUUAUUCCAAGCUAGUUACAAUCUCAUUUGUUUCCUAUACUAUGUAUUUUGUUGACUUUCCAAAGUUUUGGGAAUUACGUUUAUGUCGCUGUUGAGAGGGAGGCUUUUACCCAGUGGCUUUGCUAUGGAAAUUUUGAUGUUUUAGCCUUUCAUGGUAAUUUGCAGUCGUUUUUCCUUAAACCCUGUCAUGGACUUUCAAAGUGUUGUAUUUUAUGCUUCCCUACUCAUGUAUUUCAUAGGGUUGGUGCACCAGUUGAGUGAUGUAAAAAUAAUCUCCUAAUAUAUUUUAGUAGCACUUUAGCAUUUGAUGCACUUAAAGACCGUGUCAAACUUCCAGUAUAAACCUGGUAUUGAUACAGAUACUUUAACUCCAGAAGAAAAACCCUUUUUUGCUGAGAAGAAAAAAAAAAACAAAAAGCAAAAAAGCAUUUAGAAUACAAAAUACAGUCUGGGAAAUAGAAUAUUUGGAAAUAAGAUUGAUUCUAAACAUUUCAAAAGAAAAUUCAGGCAAUUUCCAAGGUGCUCCUUACUUAGGAUUCCUAAAGAGGUUUAUUCUAUACAAGACGUAUCCAUUUGUCUGUAUUAAAAAUCACUUUCUAGAAAGUGCCACCUGAAUUUUUAAACACUCAAGCAAUUUUUAAACAAGUGGGUAUAGAAUAUAAAUGUACCAACACCCCUUAUUAUCUGACUGAAAUUUCAUCUGUCGGGAUACAUUUUAUUCUAAAUGAAAUUGUGUUUUGUUCUGGGAUCAGUUACUGCCCCACUAUAAGUCCAUAUAACCAUUUUUCAGAGACAGACACUGAUUUCAGCUCCCCAAAUACAGUUCGCAUUGAUGAGAGCUGGCUGCAAGGAUUGAGGUCAGAAUGUGGCUUUUCUAUGCUCUAAGUAAUUUAGAAUUUAUUUUUAACAAUUUUCCCUCCAGAACUUUUUCCCAAACAUACUUGGGUCACUAAGGAAACUAUGAAUUGAAUUAAGAAAAUUGAUUUCAUUGGUUUACGUUGCUGAAGAGCAAGUAGUAACCCAGACAUACAUAGUGGUGUUGGUUGCAGGUUAUAUUUGACAUUUCUUGAAGUGCUAUGAUGGAAUCUCUCUCAGUUCAUUAUCGUCGUGACCAUCUGGAUCACUUUGGAACACCUGAAGGUUAGAAGAUAAUGUUAGUUCUAAAGUUAAUAGCACAUGGUGGGUGUUGCGGCUAUAAAAGUAGCAAGGAUUCUUAAACAGUCCUAACUGUAAAAUAACGUAUUAUGUAGGCUUGCUAAAAAGAAGCUUGGGGUAUAUGAAGGAGUGGUGUGCACUUGAAUUACUGUACUACUGAUUGUUAUUGCUGCCCAUCAUAGUGCCUAUUAAUAGUAAUCAACCUGUCAGAUUUCAGCAAGCUGGAGCUGUGAAGAUUCCAUUAUUUAGUUGUUUCUAUCACUAUUGCUGGGAGUGGAUGCACUCUUAAAAUCGUAUCUUCCUUUUUAAAAUAUCUAUCCAUUAGGACCAACUGAUUUCUUUUUGAUUUUUAGUCUGAUAAGGUUUGAGUGUGUAUAUACCUACAUGUAUGCAUACACACAGUACUAUUUCAGACAUGAAGAUAAAUAUAUUUAAUUCACUGUAUAUACAUAUUAUUAGCUUCAUUUCACAUUAAUUAUUUAAGUAAAGAACUAGUUAAAUAGCCAGGUUUUCUAUGUUGUAUGUAUACUUCAAAGUCCUCGCCAUCUCAAAGCUACAAGUUGGGUAGAUACAUAUAUACUGGCAAUUGAACACACUUUAGAAUCCCUAAGACUUUUACCAAUCCUUUGUUUGCCUUUAUGUAGUUAUUAUAUUCAUUGAAAAAUGGUAUGAUGAUAAUGAUUUUUUUGAUACUUAAAAUUCCCAAGAGUUCAUUAGCCAUAAUUAAGUGUGAUCCAGUUCAAACAUCUGGAUUUAGGAUGUGUAUUGCCAUGUAUCGUAUAAGCUACUACUAUUUUUAUCUGUGCAAUAUAAAUUUUAUUUAUUGUCAUUUGUAACGUAAAUGGAGCUGCAAAUGUACAUGGUUAUUCUUCAAAAUAACAGGAUCCUUGCCUUGAAGGCAUUAAACUCUUAAGGAAACUGGAUGUUCGAAGUAAAAAAAGAGCAUUGAAGUUAGUAACCAAAAUACCUAGUUCACUGUAUAAUGCUAAAACAUUGAUGAUGUUUGCACAGAGUAGUCGAGCAUAAUGUGGACAGGCUCAAACUGUAUGAUAUAAGCUAAUAGUAUAAAGUCUGGAAACGGGUUCCUCAGUAGUUGGCAGCGUGCUCCUAGCGAUUGAAAGCAGCACAAGCGUGCUGCUUAUAUGCAAAAGAUGCAAUGUAUUAUAAAGAUAUUCAAGUUCUGCCACAUUAUAUUAUUUUCGAAACUUCUUAAAGCCCCAAACUGCCAUGUCCCUUAAACUUGAGUCAAACACAAGCUUAUUUGCACUAAAGAGCAUGGCCAAAAAAAUAAUAAUAAUAAUAAUAAUAAAUGACAGGGUGGAAAAGCUAUUUAGAGCCUCUUGAAAUAAUUGGCUCUAAUGGGAAAAUUUCACAUUUGUCUAUUUGAAAGCUAUAUGGUCCAGGCAGACAAUCUGUCAGUUCACUAAUUUAAUAAUGCACUUUACCUUUUGUAUAUAGAAGAUGUACAUUUAUGCCACUUGGCAGGCCGGAUGUGUUUCAGUAACUCCGUAGUUAGAAUCUGUAGGGUGAUCUCUUGCAUGCAUAUGUUUGUGUCAGAACUAUUGUAACAGGUUCCCAUGAAGUCGGCGUGAUGGAGAAGGGCAGAAGAUGGUUUUAAAACAUAUCUCAUUUAACAGGAAUUUUAAAGUAGAUUUCAUAUUUGUAUUAAGGACUAGAAUAAUAUUAAACUAUUCCGAAUCCAGAUUAGUAUUGCAGUUCAGACUAUAUCUGCUUGAGGCUUUCCAUAAUACUCUAAAAAUGAAAUUGGGGAAUCUGGCGAGAUAACUUUUUUAAUGAUUCUGCUUCACUGUUAAAAUGUGUUUUAAGUUACUAAUAAAAAGACAGUACAUGUGACAGCACUAGAAUUAAAAGUACGGUUAGCUGAUGUUUUAAAAUCACCAGACUAAAGAAAUAAAGUUUCAAGUAAGGAAUAUAAAGAGCUUUAUAAGUUGCUAAAUAAAUAGGAUAUUUAAAAAUCUGCGAAAGUAUUAACCUUCACCAACUCAAAAGGGAACUGGGGGAUUUGGUGUAUCCUUCUACCCUGAACACAGUUGAAGAUGUAUAUUUGAAAACUAGAUAAUUGUUGCUUAAUAAUAGGUUGUAUGUGCUUUACUGAGAAACACUGUGUACUAACAA